AUGCCAACACUCUUGCGUGUUUCUAGUGCCCUCACCGACUCAGAUGCGAAAAUGAAUGGGGUGUCAGGGCCUGAUUGGGACCUGAUUCUUGACGAGACGAAAAGCCUAUCGCCGUCAGAAGCGAGUGAGCGUCCGUGGGAAAAAGACGAACGAGAUGUGACUCUGUUUGGGAGUUUUGCGCUGGAUGACUCCGUCGAUAUCGUGGCGUGUUCGUCCUGCAAGAAGCCAGUGCUGCGAGAAGCAUUCCCAUAUCAUACGCAAAACUGCACGAUGGCACGGUCUAUUAAGGAUGGAAGCCUAUCACCGAGCGUGCUGAAGAGCUCCGUGCCAAGUACAGGCGAUGCUGCCGCUGGUGGCGAGAGUCUUCUGUCGCAAGAUGCAGCGGCAGCACGGCGGAAGAACAUGGGUGGCGGGAAAAAGAAUCGAGGUCCCAUCAAUCUUGAUCGACAGUGCGGUGUGAUCAACAACAAAGGCUUGCCAUGCUCGCGGUCACUUACGUGCAAGUCGCACAGCAUGGGUGCGAAGCGAAACGUGCCAGGUCGAUCGCAACCCUAUGAUAUACUACUAUUUGAAUGGCAAAAAGCCACGAACCCUGCAUUUGUGGCACGUCUGGAAGAAAAAGAGCGCCAGAUAGCGGCGAUGAAAAGUGCGUCGCAAGCAAAUAAGGAAAAAAAGCGCAAAGCUGCGCAUGAAAAGCGUGCCGAUCCAACGGAGCGUGAAGCAAGUGGAUCGUCAUCGCGCGUGGCUGUGGACCAUGCAUCUGAUAUGUACAAGGCUGGAGCGACGUUCCAAGAAGUCGAUCGCGAUCUAUUCAGCACGCUCCACUCGAUCCACUCUGUUGCUGCACGCGAACGCACCAACAUUCUGCCGAUGGCCACUCGCAGUCUUGCCGGGCAGUACACCACACGCACGAAACGGUUCCGUGUAUUGCGCCAGUUUCUUGCACAAGGCCUCAGUGGCACAGCACAUGUCCGUGCACGCAUCAACGAAGUGGCAGAAGGUUCGCGCGAUCCAUCGUGA
Molecule: messenger RNA, 1020 nt
Organism: Malassezia globosa CBS 7966
Lineage: Eukaryota; Fungi; Basidiomycota; Malasseziomycetes; Malasseziales; Malasseziaceae
Exons: 4
Coding region: 1-1020 (339 amino acids)
Biological process (GO): regulatory ncRNA-mediated heterochromatin formation; regulation of transcription by RNA polymerase II; RITS complex assembly
Cellular component (GO): SAGA complex
Source: RefSeq, a predicted model, not a curated record